Molecule: messenger RNA, 1074 nt
Organism: Neoarthrinium moseri
Lineage: Eukaryota; Fungi; Ascomycota; Sordariomycetes; Amphisphaeriales; Apiosporaceae
Exons: 7
Coding region: 1-1074 (357 amino acids)
Biological process (GO): malate transmembrane transport
Cellular component (GO): membrane
Molecular function (GO): malate transmembrane transporter activity
Source: RefSeq, a predicted model, not a curated record
AUGACCAUGGCUACGGGCGGGAUAGCCAACGUUCUUCAUACUAUUCCCUUCAAGUCGAAUUGGCUGUAUUACAUCGGGCUGGUCUUCUUCCUAUUCAACAUUUGUUUAUUCCUUUUGAACUGCAUCAUGAUAACGCUGCGGUUCUUGCUUGUCCCUGGGAGUUUUCGGCAUUCCUUCAUGGAUCAGACCGAGUCGCUGUUUAUACCGGCCGUGACUGUCUCCUGUGCCAUCAUCCUGAUCAACAUAUGUGAAUACGGUAUGCCGAGUAGCGGACUGUGGCUGCAAAGGGCAGUGCAACUUCUAUUCUGGAUCUACGUGGCGGUCAGCUUCACAUUUAGUGCCGCCAUGUAUUUGACACUAUGGUCAACACAGAUAUUUCCAAUUCAUACCAUGACCCCUGUUUGGGUAUUCCCUGCCUACCCUCUCCUCUUAGCGGCACCCUUUGCAAGCAACUUCAUAAAGGCUGCCCUGCAGUCUGAUGCAGGAGUACUCAUCAACUUCACCGCGGUUGCGUUCUGUGCCAUCACUGUACAGGGAACUGGCUUUCUAAUCAGUUUCAUGGUAUGUGCCGCGUUCUUGUACCGGCUGAUGACACAGAAACUCCCCCAGGAUAUGCAGCGCCCAGGCGUCUUCAUCUCCAUAGGACCCAGCGGCUUCACAGCUGCUGGUUUGAUGGCCUUGGGGUCUCAAUCCGAAGCUAUAAUUCCGAACGAUACCCCGGGUCGCGAGCAUGCUAUCUACUCACUGAAACUCUUGUCGAUCAUGCUAGGAUUAUGGCUUUGGGGCCUUAGUCUGUGGUUCUUCCUGGUAUCUGUUGGCUCACUGCACAAGUACCUGCGUCAGGAACACAAAAUGCCCUUCCAGGUGACCUGGUGGAGCUUUGUUUUCCCCAAUACCGCCCUGGUCACCGCCACCAUAGCGCUCGCGGAUGCCCUCAACAGCAAUGGGUUGAAAAUAUUCGGCUGCGUAAUGGCGGCUCUGUUGGUCCUUGUUUGGCUGCUUGUUUUUGUACGCAUGAUCAAGGCGUUAUGGAGAAGGGAGGUUCUCUGGCCCAAGGAGCUCGAGCGUCCAUAG